UCAGCGGCCAUCUAGCAAUAGCCAGGUUCACCCGACGGAACGCAUGGUGCGUGUGAACUAGCUCGCCGGCCAAUAUGUCCAACGAUCGGCAAACAGUCCCCGGCGGCGCCGGCGGGGAGGGAGGAACGACGACGUCGGAGGUGCGGGUGAUCUCCGAUAGCGUCGCAGCGGCAGCGGCAGCGGAGGCGGAGGCGGAGCUCAAGGAGUGGCUCAAGGAGAUGCGCGGGUGGCUGAUGGUGCUCGCGACCCUGGCCGCGUCGGUGACGUACCAGGCGGGGCUGAACCCUCCCGGCGGCUUCUGGCAGGACAGCAACGGGCACUUGGCCGGCAACCCCGUGCUGCACGACGGCCUCUACCUGAAGCGCUACCUGACCUUCUACUACUUCAACGCGACGGCGUUCGCGACGUCGCUGGUCAUCAUCAUCCUCCUCCUCAACAUCAGCGAGCGGUUCUACAUGUCGGAGGCCAAGGUGGCGGCGCUCACCCUGACCACCAUGGUCAACCUCAUGAGCCUCGUCGGUGCUUAUAUCGCCGGCUCCACCCGCGACAUGGCCAACUCCAUCUACAUCAUCGUGCUCACCUGCUUCCUCUUCGUCUGCGUCGUCUACACCGCCAGGGCCAGGGUGCUGCCGACCCUGUGCUUCAUCGUGCUCUUCAUGUCGCCGCGGAUAUACCGGCUGGUCAAAAAGGGGUGGCUGCCGGUGACGGAACACAUGAGAAAGAGAGUUGAGGUGGCCAAGGAGAAGGAGCGAGAGGAGGAGGAGAAGCAGAGACAGAAACAUAAAAGGGCCAACAACAUCUGCUGCAACUGCUGCUCAUGCUUCAAAGCCUUCAAGUACGACGACAUUGAGGACAGGGGGCUGCCUAUUAUAACUGAAAACAACUAAAAUUAUUCGCGCGCAUGCAUGCGUUAAUUCUUGCUUUGACAUGCCUGCUUAAUUUCUCUUCUUGUUACUAUAUUAUUAGGGUCUUCGAAGCACAAAUAUGUAUAUAUACCUUUGUGUCCUUUUUUAGGAAAUGAAUAAUUUCAGCAUCGAAUUGAAAAACAGACAUUUGUAAUAAUGGAAGCUCAAAUAACUACACAACGAA
Sorghum bicolor (sorghum) is the source of this 1089-nucleotide messenger RNA. RefSeq lists its product as uncharacterized. The record is from RefSeq and is a predicted model, not a curated record. The transcript is spliced from 2 exons. Lineage: Eukaryota; Viridiplantae; Streptophyta; Magnoliopsida; Poales; Poaceae. Bases 75 to 887 code for a protein of 270 amino acids.